UACUCUGUGAGCUGUGAUUGGUCACAGCUUGUCACAUGGUACAAGGCUGUUGUGAAUAGCCUUGUACCAUGUGACCUCUGUGAUCAUUCACAGAUUUCACAUGUAGUAAGCAAUGAUGUCAGAAGUGACAUCUUGCUUACUACUCUGCAUGUGAUCACUGAUUGGCAAAUCAGUGAUCACAUGAUCAGGACCUCACACAGAGGUCCCAUACAGCGAUCGGUGUUCCGCUGUGUCUUCCGGACACAGUGGGCACCGGAUCGCGGUGCCGCGCGCUCCCAGGGAGCGCGCACAGGCAGGGAAGCGGGAAGACCUGCUUCUGCACUGCUCCUGUCCAGCUGUUUAUGUACGUGGGCUGGACGGGAAGUGUUU
This is a messenger RNA of Staurois parvus, 369 nucleotides long. The record is from the annotation of a GenBank genome assembly. Lineage: Eukaryota; Metazoa; Chordata; Amphibia; Anura; Ranidae.